Molecule: messenger RNA, 487 nt
Organism: Daldinia loculata
Lineage: Eukaryota; Fungi; Ascomycota; Sordariomycetes; Xylariales; Hypoxylaceae
Exons: 1
Coding region: 191-397 (68 amino acids)
Source: RefSeq, a predicted model, not a curated record
GUUCGGCGUAGCUAAUAUUCGCGCAAUACGUGCAGUCAAUUUGAGACGCUAAAUUUACAUAUUGAAUCUUAAAAGACAAGGAGAUUUUCAUAAGAUAAUCCGUUGAACUAGAAUAUUAUAGGUGUACGAAGCACCGUCGACCCUUCAUCACUCCUUUGAAGCAUUGAUUGGACGUAUUGACUUUGACAAGAUGAAGUGUCAGAAGGGCGACAACGACUCGAUAUUCAAUUCCCCAUCAUCAACUGCGGCGUAUCUAAUGCGUUCAACUUGGGACCCAGUGGCUGAAUCAUACCUUGGAGAUGCCCUUAUGUAUAGUACUAGUAAAAGGGAGGGGGCUGUAGCUUCUGCUUGGCCAACAACAGUGUUUGAAGUCUCUUUGGUAUGCUCGUUCAGAUAAAGAUAUAGAUUUCUGGAUCAUACGUCAACUUUCCCGAAUUCCACCUAGGCGAUAGCAACCUGAUGGAUGCUUUGAACUCGCUGAUAGGGG